This is a messenger RNA of Penicillium subrubescens, 1752 nucleotides long. Its product is annotated as putative MFS transporter. NCBI's taxonomy places the organism in Eukaryota, Fungi, Ascomycota, Eurotiomycetes, Eurotiales, Aspergillaceae. The record is from RefSeq and is a predicted model, not a curated record. The transcript has 3 exons. Bases 1 to 1752 code for a protein of 583 amino acids. Gene Ontology annotation, biological process: transmembrane transport. Gene Ontology annotation, molecular function: transmembrane transporter activity.
AUGAAUCGGCAACGUGCGGCCGAGAAGGCUCUGCACGAUCAAACGAAUAUUCUCCCGUUUGGGCAGCUCAUGGUGGUUUUUACCGGCCUCGCAACGUCUCUGGUGAUUACGUUUGUCGAUCAAAAUGGAAUUAGUGUCACUUUGCCUACAAUCGCCCGGGAUCUUGGUGCUCAGGAUACAAUCUCAUGGGCUGGCACUUCUUCUUUAAUCGCCAAUACCAUGUUCACAGUACUUUACGGCCGACUCUCGGAUAUCUUCGGUCGUAAGGUCGUCUAUCUAUCUGCAUUAAUCUUGCUAUGUAUUGCUGAUCUACUCUGUGGACUGGCCCAAAACCCAGCCAUGUUCUACGUAUUUCGAGGCCUGGCUGGUGUCGCUGGCGGUGGUGUUACCUCUUUGACUAUGAUCAUCGUCUCUGAUGUAGUCACUUUGGAACAACGUGGGAAGUACCAAGGCAUAUUGGGUGCGUCCCUUGGCGUUGGAAACAUCAUCGGACCGUUCAUUGCUGCUGCGUUCAUUAUGCGCUCGACGUGGCGUGGCUUCUUCUGGAUGAUCUCCCCUUUGGCGGCGCUAUCUGCCGUUGUUGGAUACUUCCUGAUUCCGAAUAACGCACGGAAUGACCGUUUCCGCAAGAACAUUAGUCGAAUCGACUGGUAUGGCGUACUGGCGUCAUCGAUUGGUAUCAUUUUCCUUCUGAUCCCAAUUUCUGGAGGCGGAUCAUAUUUUCCCUGGGAUUCACCCAUGGUUAUUAGUCUGCUCGUUAUUGGAGGACUCUCCUUCAUCGCGUUCGUUUUCAUCGAAUGGAAAGUCGCUGCGCUGCCAAUGCUACCCAUUCAAUUUUUCAAGAACAAAGUUAUCACCACCCUCUUCCUGCAGAGCUUCCUCCUCGGAGCAGUCUACCAGGCUUAUCUGUACUACUUGCCACUUUACUAUCAGAAUGCCCGUGGCUGGUCCCCUAUCGUGUCUGCUGCCUUGACAGCGCCCAUGGUGGCCUGUCAAUCGAUUGCUUCCAUUUGCUCAGGACAGUAUAUUUCCCGCCUUAAGCGGUACGGCGAGAUAAUCUGGGCGGGCUUUGGUUUCUGGACACUGGGUGCUGGUUUAAUGUUACUUUUCGACCAUGACACACACCCAGCUGUCAUUGCAGUCUGCGUCGGCAUUUCCGGAAUCGGCAUUGGCUUUACAUUCCAGCCAACUCUCGUCGCACUACAGGCACACUGCACCAAAUCGCAGCGUGCAGUAUCAAUCUCAAAUCGGAAUUUCUUCCGCUGCAUGGGUGGUGCAUGCGGUCUGGCAAUCUCCGCUGCCAUCUUGCAGGCUACCUUGAGAGCAAACCUUCCGUCGGAAUUUUCCUAUUUGACGCAAUCUUCAUACUCGCUUCCGUCGCGGUCCACACUUACCGACGCUCAGUGGAACUCGAUUCUGCUUGCAUAUACGAAGGCUUCCCACGCGGUAUUUAUCUUGCAAGUACCGCUUAUUGGUGUUUGUUUCCUCGCUUGUGUCUUCAUCCGAGAUAGGGGCUUGGAGCGACCGAAGGAGCCCGAGGAGAUCGAAGAAGAAAAGCGAAAGGCAGAGCAGGCCGAAAGAGAUGCUGAAGCAGCUCUACCACAGGAGUGUGAGGACCAGGAGGCCGAAAAUAAGGAGACGAUUGAGCAACGCCAGUCUACAUCGACUCUUGUGGAACCAACCAUGCCCCCAUCUCAAGCGGAGCCAGAUCUUUCGAACGUUGAAGAGAAGAAGAAUUCUGAUGAGAAGUAG